AUGUCAGACUGUGUCCACCCGAGAGGUCUGACUCUUCUUCACGCUGUCUUGACGCUGCUCCUCCUCCUUAACCUGUCCUGCCAGCCGGCUGCAGCCCAGAAAGGCAGAAAAAAGGUGGUGCACGUCUCAGAGGAUGACAGCGGGGCCGUCGUGGUGCAGACGGCCCCAGGCAAAGUGGUGACCCAUCGUGGCGGGACAAUCAUCCUUCCCUGCCGCUUUCACUACGACGUGUCGGCCCACGAUCCCGACGAAAUCCGCCUGAAGUGGACCAAGGUGGCGGACCCCAUGUCGUUCGAGGACGUCUUCGUGGCCAUGGGCAAGGAGCGCAGGGCCUUCGGGAGCUACCGGGGCCGCACCGCGCUGCAGGAAGACGACGCCGGGGACGCCUCGCUGAUCAUCCGGAACGUCACCCUGCAGGAUUACGGGCGCUACGAGUGUGAGGUGACCAAUGAGUUGGAAGACGACGCCGGGAUGGUCAAGCUGGACCUGGAAGGUAACGGGAGGCCGGUCGGGGUGAGGGAAACCAAGGGGGUCCUGCCCACCUACCUGAUAGAGGAGAGAUUGGAGGGACAAUCUGGCAACCCUGGGGCCGCCCUCCCUCCCGCCUCUCACCCGCGUCUCCCCUCUCCCCCUUCCCUUUCAGGCAAAGUCUACUUCCUCAAGACCUACCGGAAGCUGAGCUUCCCGGAGGCCGCCCAGGCCUGCAAGAAGAACGGUGCCGCGAUGGCCAAGGUGGGCCAGCUCUACGCCGCGUGGAAGAUCCAGCUCCUGGACAAGUGCGAGGCGGGCUGGGUGAGCGACGGGAGCAUCCGGUACCCCAUCGUCAACCCGCGCUCUCGGUGCGGAGGCCGGGAGGCGGGGGUCCGCAACCUGGGCUUCCCAGACAAGAAGUACAAACUCUUCGGCGUCUACUGCUACAAGGCCGCCGACAGCAUGGACCCCAAGAAGAAGGGGAAAGACGGCCUGGGGAAGUGGAAACCCUUCCAGGUGUAG
This is a messenger RNA of Gekko japonicus, 993 nucleotides long. RefSeq names its product hyaluronan and proteoglycan link protein 4 (gene HAPLN4). Bases 1 to 993 code for a protein of 330 amino acids. The record is from RefSeq and is a predicted model, not a curated record. Lineage: Eukaryota; Metazoa; Chordata; Lepidosauria; Squamata; Gekkonidae. Gene Ontology annotation, molecular function: hyaluronic acid binding. Gene Ontology annotation, biological process: cell adhesion. The transcript is spliced from 4 exons.